AAUGAUUCCAGUCUUCAACUUCCUCCUCUUCCUCUCAAUGACAGCCGUUUCUCUGAGGGCUGCUGUCAUUAAAGAUCCAAAUGAUGAGUCUUUGGGUGCCGUAGAAAUUAUUAAAAAAGUCAACACUGGCUCAUACAGGUCUAUGGAUCCCCCAGAAGCCAUUGAAAAAGUCAAUGCUCACUCUUCAAAAAACCUGGUUCAUGGUGACAUUGUUCCUGCUACAACCAGGAAUGCCGAUCCGUGCACAGCCAUUGGCUGCAAGUGGCCUAAAACUGGACCCUAUGUCUACAUACCUGUCUCCAUAUCCUCUGUAUACUCCACCCAAGAGCGCAACAUCAUCAUCAAUGCCUUGGUGACCUUCCAUGAGUCCACCUGUAUUCGCUUCAUCUGGAGGACAAACCAAGUCAAUUCCAUCAACUUCUUCUCUGGAGAUGGGUGUUAUUCAUAUGUGGGCCGUCAGAGCCAAGCGCAGCUAAUCUCCCUACAAAGAAAUGGUUGCUUGUACCAGGCGACAGUGCAGCAUGAGGUUCUUCAUGCUCUGGGCUUCCACCACGAGCAGGUCCGCUCUGACAGAGACCAGUAUGUGAGGAUCCUCACCCAGAACAUCUUGCCAGGGCAAGAACACAACUUUGUGAAAGUGCAAACCAACAAUCUGCAGACUCGCUAUGACUUCAACUCUGUCAUGCACUAUCCCAGAACUGCGUUCUCCCGUAAUGGGCAGCCAACAAUUGUUGCCAAGUCCAAUCCUAAUCUGGAUUUCGGACGUGCUACUCAGAUGAGUGCCAACGACAUUGCCGUAUAA
Molecule: messenger RNA, 802 nt
Organism: Archocentrus centrarchus (flier cichlid)
Lineage: Eukaryota; Metazoa; Chordata; Actinopteri; Cichliformes; Cichlidae
Product: high choriolytic enzyme 2-like
Exons: 9
Coding region: 2-802 (266 amino acids)
Biological process (GO): proteolysis
Molecular function (GO): metalloendopeptidase activity; zinc ion binding
Source: RefSeq, a predicted model, not a curated record